AUGUCGUUGGCGCCGGCGGGUUGGCUUCAAGCCGGGUGGAGACAGGAAUGGAGCACGGGCUCCGCAGAUGGACGGACAAGAUGUUGGGGAUCUGCGGGUGGAGAUUUUCUCUUUUGGUCUGGCGCUGGUUGGCAAUGUUUUUUCUCCCCCUUCUUCGGUGCUCUCUUCUCCUUCUUUGGGUGGGGGCUUGGUUGUUUUCGUGAGUUCGCUAUUGGUGCUUGGAGAACCCCUGGCAUUUCUCGAAGGGGCCCAUCGAAGGCGACCCCCAAAUUGUGUCCCAAAAUCCCAAUUGUUGGGGGGACCGACAUUUACCGCCCACGUCGACGUGGCUCGGCAAAGCUCCUCGGCGACGGCAUUGAUGUUGGUGGUGGGAGGCAAGGCCAGGGCCUAGCAAUUCCAGCUGCUAUCGGCUUGUCGAGGACCCCUUAUCGGGUUGGACCGGUGGCCCCUUGGCCUGGCGCUUGGCUUGGUUGGAAUUUGCAUGUUGAAUGGUGA
Colletotrichum abscissum is the source of this 495-nucleotide messenger RNA. RefSeq lists its product as uncharacterized. Bases 1 to 495 code for a protein of 164 amino acids. NCBI's taxonomy places the organism in Eukaryota, Fungi, Ascomycota, Sordariomycetes, Glomerellales, Glomerellaceae. The record is from RefSeq and is a predicted model, not a curated record. The transcript has a single exon.